UCAAAUCCCUCAGUAAUCACGAAAUGAGUCUCCAUGUGUUUUAUAUUCUGUUCUUAAAGAAAUCACGUGAGAAAUAAAGGAGAAACCGGCACCUCCAGCGGGAAGGCUUUCUUCACGAAAACUUUCCCCGGUCGGGAAACCCAGGCAUCCACGGGGAGCAUCGCGUUUCGUCCGGGAGUCAGUGUGGUCCCGACCGCGAAGGCGAGUGGGUGUUCGCUCUGUCCCUGCCGUGGAACAUCGGAAAAUCGUUUCGCCUUCAUUGACAAGGACAGGCGCAAUGAGGUCAAAGACGUCCGCCGGCUUCUUGCUGGUGUUAGCCUUGGUGUCUCUGGCGCAGGUCUCCCACGGCCAAGGAGCAGCCUGUCCCCACGAGUGCAUCAAGCUGCAGGACUGUCCCUCUUUGGCACAGCUGCUGACGGACCCGAGUGCCAGUGACAUUAAGGCUCUGCAGGAGGCCACUUGCACCGUCGGGAGUUCGGGGUUAGAGCCCUUGGUAUGCUGUGAUGACGCUGGAUCGACCCGGCCGCGACCUGCCCCUCAGACCCAGCCCCUGACCUCGCCUGACCCCGCCCCUGUCGCCCGCCAAGCGACGUGUGGAGCAACAUUCCCGCUGGCCAUCGUGGGCGGCGGAGACCCGGCUGCCUUCGAGGACGAGGUCUGGAUGGCGCUGCUGGGGUACAAAGAUUCCUCGAGCGACGCCGUCCAGUUCCUGUGCGCGGGGUCGCUCAUCGGCGAGAGCCACGUGGUCACGGCGGCCCACUGCGUCAACCCGGCCUUGCUCCAGCCCAAGCAGUUCCAGCUGGAAGUGAUCCGCGUCGGCGAAAAGGAUUUGCUCUCAGACACCAACUGCAACGAAAGCCCGAGGCCGAGGUGCAUCCCCCCCUCCCAGGACUUCGUUCCCGAGGACAUCAUUCAGCACCCGAGUUACGACAGCAACACAUUCGCCAAUGACAUCGCCAUCAUUCGACUGAGAACGCCGAUCGACUUCUCUGCCUUUGAGGGGUACGCCGGCCCCGCCUGCCUCCCGCCCACAAGUGCAUCGGCGGACCAGCUGGCGAAUCCGCUUAGCUUGUUUGCCGUGGACUGGGGACUUACACGCACGCCCACGCAGUUUUUGAGACGAUAUGCAGUAGAUCUCGUCGACACUAAAGAGUGCAAUACGACACAUAAUGACCGAUUAACUGCCGGCCAGAUUUGCGUUCGCCCAGAAAGCAGAGAGGCCUGUAGUGGUGACGGGGGCUCUCCUCUGACGAGUCCGAGCAACGGCUUGUAUCAGCUGCUCGGCGUCCAGUCCAUCGGCGUUGGCUGCGACCUCCCGGAUAUCCCCAUUGUUUACACUUCGGUCAGCUACCACAGAGACUGGAUCGAAGAGAUUAUUAGAUCGUAGUAAAGUGGGCGGUUUGUGCGAGAGAAACUUUAAGAGAGUUGAAGAGGUUGAGUUAUUAUUAAAGUUUUACAUUUA
Penaeus vannamei (Pacific white shrimp) is the source of this 1462-nucleotide messenger RNA. RefSeq names its product phenoloxidase-activating factor 1. Lineage: Eukaryota; Metazoa; Arthropoda; Malacostraca; Decapoda; Penaeidae. Gene Ontology annotation, molecular function: serine-type endopeptidase activity. The record is from RefSeq and is a predicted model, not a curated record. Gene Ontology annotation, biological process: proteolysis.